This is a messenger RNA of Drosophila miranda, 734 nucleotides long. RefSeq names its product protein tantalus-like. The transcript is spliced from 2 exons. The record is from RefSeq and is a predicted model, not a curated record. Lineage: Eukaryota; Metazoa; Arthropoda; Insecta; Diptera; Drosophilidae. Bases 31 to 666 code for a protein of 211 amino acids.
AGACGGAAAAGCCGGAAAAAGAUACGAGAAAUGCCUGCAAAGAAAAAACUUGAAGGCAAAGCUAAAGCCGGGAGUAUACCGGGGGAUACAGGAUCUGUGGCAACCGCGACUAUGGUUCGGCGCCAAAUGCCGCCGCGCGCCUGCAAGAGCAAGAGCCAGAGCGCCGCCAGGCCCAGUCUUAGUCCCAGCCGCCUGGCCAAGAAGCCCAGCCUGACGCCGACCACCGGUUCUCAGGCGCCAUCGCAGACCAUCGCAAAGUCGAGGCCCACCGGUCUCGAGACGAUUUUUGAACGGCCCGGCAAUGAGGACGACGGGCCCACCAGCAGCCAUGCCGUGGCAUUCGGCGAGUGCCAGCGCCGCGUCCUCGCCCUGGGGACGGGCGAAAAAAAAAGAACCCUGUCGCAGAAGAGCUGCCUGAAGGUGCGCAACACCUUGGGCGAACGCAGCACCCGGCACAUGAUGACACUGCGGGCGUCCCGCACUACUUUGGACAGCGUAAUGCUCGGGGGCUCGGACGAUGAAGGCGAGUCGGUCGGAGUCGCUCCCGCAGUCGCUCCCGUAGCUGCUCCCGAAGUCGUUCCCGCUGGAGGAAAUGCCGGUACAAAUCAGCCGGCACCAUUCGUGCUGCGCACCAGCAGGAGGCUCAAGAGUCUGCCUCCGUUUUAGAUUGUUGCACCUUCCACCCUCCAAAUGAAAGAAAAAGAAUAAAGAAAAGAAAAGCAAAGAAAAGAAAA